Echinops telfairi (small Madagascar hedgehog) is the source of this 891-nucleotide messenger RNA. Its product is annotated as TBC1 domain family member 7-like. Gene Ontology annotation, biological process: activation of GTPase activity; negative regulation of TOR signaling. Gene Ontology annotation, molecular function: GTPase activator activity. NCBI's taxonomy places the organism in Eukaryota, Metazoa, Chordata, Mammalia, Afrosoricida, Tenrecidae. The record is from RefSeq and is a predicted model, not a curated record.
AUGACUGAAGACUCUCAGAGAAACUUCCGCUCGGAAUAUGAUGAGAAAGUGGGGUUUCGUGGAGUAGAAGAAAAGAAAUCACUAGAAAUGCUCCUAAAAGAUGACCCUCUGGCUAUCGAGAAACUUCGUACUUUUAGUCAGAGGUUCCCCCUCCCGUCCAUGUACCGCGCCCUGGUGUGGAAGGUGCUUCUAGGGAUCCUGCCUCUGCACCAUGAGUCCCAUGCCCAGAUGAUGGCCUACCGCCGGGAGCACUUGGACAUCCUGCACGCCCUGGGGGGCAUCCACUUCGUGGGGCCUAGCACGCCCCAGGUGGAAGUCUCUCUUCGUAUGUACCAGCUAGAGUCCGGGAAGCUGCCACAAAGCCCCUCUUUUCCGCUGGAGCCCAAAGACAAGGUGUUUCUGGCCAUCGCGAAGGCCAUAGAGGAGAUGGUGGAGGACAGCGUGGACUGCUACUGGGUCAUCCGCAGCUUCGUCAGCCCGUUAAGGAAGUACCGGGACGCUCUGCCCCAGCUGCCAAAGGCAUUUGACGAUUACUUGAAUCUGGAAGACAGCAGGCUGCUGCAUCACCUGAAGACGUGUUCUUCACUCUCCAAACUGCCCUAUGACUUCUGGUUCAAGAACUGCUUUGUGGGCUGCUUGCCCGAGUCCAGUCUGCAGAGAGUUUGGGACAAAGUCGUAAGUGGAUCUUGUAAGAUCCUUGUGUUUGUAGCAGUGGAAAUUUUGUUAGCCUUCAAGAUAAAAGUAAUGGUGCUGAGAAGAUCAGGGCUGAACAGUGCUGGGAAGAUCACCAGGCUCCUGGAAAACACCCCCCAGGACAGCUUGGACGCCAUCGUGAGCAAGGCCAUCAACUUGUGGCACAAGCACUGUGGGACUCUGGCACAUUCUGCCUGA